CCCUUGCGGCCUCCACCGGGUUUGGUAACACGGCGAGUACAAGAAAGAGAGGAAGACCCUAAUUCGCGUUGCCUCUUCGAUCGCGAUGUUGCCCCUGCGAGAUCUGUUGCGGAGGAGCUCCCGAUCGGAAGGGCUGCUCCGCAGGCUACUCGGCCGCGGCUUCGCCUCCUCGGCACCGUCCUUGCCGCCCUUCGACCACCAGCCGCGGCCGUACAAGGGAAUGUUGGCCGAGGAGGUCCUCCAGAAGAGGAAGAAGUUCCUCGGACCAUCGCUGUUCUAUUAUUACCAAAAGCCUCUGAAUAUUGUGGAAGGAAAAAUGCAAUAUCUUUAUGACGAAACUGGAAAACGGUAUCUUGAUGCCUUUGCUGGAAUAGUUACAGUCUCUUGUGGGCAUUGCCAUCCUGAUGUAGUGAAUGCAGUGUUGGAGCAGACGAAGUUACUCCAACACACCACCACCAUUUACUUGCAUCAUGCUAUUGUUGAGUUUGCUGAAGCUCUAGCUUCGAAAAUGCCAGGCAACCUUAAGGUCGUGUAUUUUGUUAAUUCGGGAACUGAAGCAAAUGAAUUAGCAAUGUUGUUGGCUAGAUUGUACACUGGAAAUCUUGGCAUGAUUGCCCUGAGAAAUGCAUACCACGGAGGAAGUGCUGGAACAAUAGGUUUAACAGCUUUACAUACUUGGAAAUAUCCAAUUCCUCAGGGUGAAAUUCACCAUGUUAUGAAUCCUGACCCCUACCGAGGGGCAUUUGGCACCGAUGCUGCAGGUUAUGCUAGAGAGAUUCAGGAUCAUAUCAACUAUGGAACUUCUGGAAAUGUUGCAGGCUUUAUUGCAGAAACUUUUCAGGGAGUUGGUGGUGCUGUUGAGUUGGCACCUGGUUACCUUAAAUUGGCCUAUGAUAUUGUCCGGAAGUCUGGUGGAGUCUGCAUAGCAGAUGAAGUUCAAAGUGGAUUUGGAAGGACUGGAAGCCAUUACUGGGGAUUUGAGACACAAGGCGUCAUUCCAGACAUUGUUACAAUGGCAAAGGGUAUCGGCAAUGGCCUACCACUAGGAGCAGUUGUAACUACUCCUGAAAUCGCAAAUGUGUUGUCGCAGAAAAUACAAUUCAACACCUUUGGUGGAAAUCCUGUUUGUUCAGCUGGCGGGCUAGCCGUACUCAAUGUUCUGGAUAAGGAAAAGCGCCAAGCACAUUGCACUAAUGUUGGUUCCCACUUGAUCGAGCGAUUGAGAAACCUUCAGCAAAAGCAUGAUAUCAUCGGUGAUGUUAGAGGGCGGGGGUUGAUGUUGGGAGUAGAAUUUGUGACCGAUAGAAAGGAGAAGACGCCUGCCAAGGCUGAGACAGCAGUCUUGUUUGAAAAACUCAAGGAUCUGGGAGUCCUGCUUGGGAAAGGAGGCCUUCAGGGUAAUGUUUUUCGUAUAAAGCCACCGAUGUGCUUCACCAAAGAAGAUGCAGACUUCUUGGUCGAUGCACUUGACUACGCCAUUUCAGGAAUAUGAAGCCCACCGCUGAAAUGGGAACCAUACGAAACUCACCACAAUUCAGCAAUAAAUCAGGUCAAGAACAAAAUAGAUGCAUGCUACGUUGCCUGAGCAUUUCGAAUAAAGAACUUAAGUAAUGAGGAAAUCAUCUUCGAAAGUUCCAUUCAGUUUUUUUUUACUUCCAAACUUAUUGCUAUAUUUGAUUUGAGGAAUGAAAUCGAUUUUAGUUAAAA
Zingiber officinale is the source of this 1707-nucleotide messenger RNA. Its product is annotated as alanine--glyoxylate aminotransferase 2 homolog 1, mitochondrial-like. The record is from RefSeq and is a predicted model, not a curated record. Gene Ontology annotation, biological process: glyoxylate catabolic process. Gene Ontology annotation, cellular component: mitochondrion. Gene Ontology annotation, molecular function: pyridoxal phosphate binding; L-alanine:glyoxylate transaminase activity. The transcript is spliced from 9 exons. Bases 86 to 1492 code for a protein of 468 amino acids. Lineage: Eukaryota; Viridiplantae; Streptophyta; Magnoliopsida; Zingiberales; Zingiberaceae.